Molecule: messenger RNA, 1562 nt
Organism: Molossus molossus (Pallas's mastiff bat)
Lineage: Eukaryota; Metazoa; Chordata; Mammalia; Chiroptera; Molossidae
Gene: ZFP36
Product: ZFP36 ring finger protein
Exons: 2
Coding region: 63-1022 (319 amino acids)
Molecular function (GO): metal ion binding; mRNA binding
Source: RefSeq, a predicted model, not a curated record
GCUCCCACUUUCGCCUGGGUUCUCCCGCAGAUUGGCCCCCUGCGCUGGCCCUCUGCGCUGCCAUGGAUCUCACUGCUAUCUACGAGAGCCUCCUGUCGCUGAGUCCUGACCUGACAUCCGACCAUGGAGAUACAGAGUCCAGCCCUGGCUGGACUUCCUCAGGACUCUGGAGCCUAGGCUCACCCGACUCCAGACCUGUUGGGGUCACUACCCGCCUGCCUAGCCGGUCCACCAGCCUGGUGGAAGGUCGAAGCUGCGGUUGGGUGCCUCCACCCCCAGGAUUCGCACCCCUGGCUCCCCGCCUAGGCACUGAACUGUCGGCCUCACCUACUGCAACCCCCACCACCUCAUCCCGAUACAAGACCGAGCUAUGUCGGACCUUCUCAGAGAGUGGGCGCUGCCGCUAUGGGGCUAAGUGCCAGUUUGCCCACGGCCAGGGUGAGCUGCGCCAGGCCAGUCGCCACCCCAAGUACAAGACAGAACUCUGCCACAAGUUCUACCUCCAGGGCCGCUGCCCCUACGGCUCACGUUGCCACUUCAUCCACAACCCCAAUGAGGACCUGGCCUCCCCUGGCCACCCCCAUGUGCUACGUCAGAGCAUCAGCUUCUCAGGCCUGCCCUCCGGCCGCAGAUCCUCACCACCACCAGCAGGCCUGCCAGGCCCUUCCCUGUCCUUCUCUCCCUCCAGCUCCCCACCACCACCACCUGGGGACCUUCCACUUUCACCCUCUGCCUUCUCUGCUGCCCCUGGGACCCCUGUGGCCCGAAGGGACCCCACACCAGCCUGUUGCCCCUCCUGCCGAAGGGCCACCCCCAGCAGUGUUUGGGGACCUGGGGGUGUCCUGGCUCGGAGCCCCUCUGCACACUCCCUGGGAUCUGAUCCUGAUGAUUAUGCCAGCAGCGGCAGCAGCCUGGGAGGGUCUGACUCUCCUGUCUUCGAGGCUGGGGUUUUUGGGCCACCCCAGCCACCCGUAGCCCCUCGGCGACUCCCCAUUUUCAAUCGUAUCUCAGUGUCUGAGUGACAAGUGCCUGCCCAGUACAGAUCAGCUGGAUCUCAUGGUGGGGCCAUUUCUCUUGUGCUGUGGGCAACUGGGGAGCUCUUAAUCAAGUAGCCCCACUGCCUUCCAAGAUGCAUUAACCCACUCCCCUGACCCCAUGCUGGGGCAGGUCCCCAGUGUGCAAGCUCAGUGUUUCUGGUGUUGGAGGAAGGAGUGUAUUAUGGAGUCUUUUUUUUUUUAAAGAUGUAGCAAAUUUGAGGGUGGCAGUGAGCCCUCUCCACCCCACCUCUCACCUUCCCGAUGCUGUGAAUAAUAGGCCCCUACUUCCCCCUCCUGAUUUUUCCUAGACCCCUGAGGUCCAGUGUGACUUGGUGACUGGAGCCUCUCUUGAGGGUCAGUCCUGGUGCUCAAAUUUCCCUCCAAAAGCAAGUAGUCAAAAGUCAUUGUCAACCUCCUCCCCCCAGCCAUUGGGUCCUUUAUUUAUGACGACUUUAUUUAUUCUAAUAGAUUUUAUAGUAUUUAUAUAUAUUGAGUCGUCUGCUUCCCUUGUAUUUUUCUUCUUUU